This is a messenger RNA of Aureobasidium vineae, 2037 nucleotides long. The record is from the annotation of a GenBank genome assembly. NCBI's taxonomy places the organism in Eukaryota, Fungi, Ascomycota, Dothideomycetes, Dothideales, Saccotheciaceae.
AUGGGGGCUGCCGACCACCACGUCGUCGAGUCUCACUGCCAUGGCAUCAUUAGUUUCGCUCCAGACAACAUCGUCACCCUCACCGCCAACGUAGUCUUCUCGCCCGCGUGUACCCAAGGAUACGAAACUCCCGGAACCAGCAAUGACCCGUCCAGCGUCGCCGACCUCGAGAACCCCUUCUAUGCCUCGACCAUUCCUCAGACCUUUGUCGUUGCCUGCGCCACCUCACUCGCCUGGGUCUUGGUCGUCAUGCUUCUGAUCAACUCCCGUUCAUUCUCUCCAGGAUUCGGCCUCACAAACUUUGCUUCCGGACGAGGACUCAUCGGUGGCGCUACCGGUGGCACUGCUGCACCCGGUGUUGGCUCACGACCAUGGCUUCAAAAAGUUGCAGCUCUUCUUACCGCCAUCGCCCUGACCAUCGCAACGGCAGACACAUUCAAAGUUGCCCAAGAACAAUACGCGGUUGGAUACAUGGAUGGAGAUGCUAUGCACAGAAAAGUCGAAGGCAGUAUGGAAGUCCGCGUGACACGCGUCAUCUCCGACGUCUUUCUCUGGCUCGCUCAAGUACAGACUCUGAUUCGACUGUUUCCGCGCCACAAGGAAAAGGUUGUCAUCAAAUGGGUUGGCUUUGCUCUCAUUGUUCUGGACACAAUCUUCUCCUGCCUCAACAGCUUCCUGGUCGACAGCUUUGUUCGCCCUCGUCAUUUCGUCGACGCCAUUCCAGCUCUCAGCUAUCUCUUCGAACUCGCUGUGGGCCUCCUCUACGCUGCCUGGGUCAUCUUCUAUGGUCUCACCAAACGUCGCUACGCCUACUUUCAUCUCAAGAUGAAGAGCAUCUUCAUAGUCGCUCUUUUGUCACAUGUCGCAAUACUAACUCCCGUCGCCUUCUUCAUCACUGACGUCGCCCAACCGGAUGUUGCUGCUUGGGGUGACUAUUUCCGAUGGGUUGGAGCUGCCGCUUCUAGUGUUGUUGUUUGGGAAUGGGUCGAACGAAUAGAAGCCUUGGAACGAGAUGAAAAGAAGGACGGCAUUCUGGGCCGUGAAGUCUUCGACGGUGAUGAGAUGAUCGACAUGACCCCUGGCGACAAUAUGACAUAUACGCGGAAACCUCGAGACAACUAUCGCCCAGCUGAUAGCGAUAGUCCUGGUGGCUCCACUCACAAAUCCGGCUCGCAACAAGAUCCAGUCGCCAGGAGGCGAAAAGCGACCCCUCGACGAAGCACUCAUUUGCCUCUGGGCAGAGCCCAUUCCGAAAACAGAACAAUCACCUUUGGAUCUGCCGCUUCAACCGUCUAUGUCAUCAACUAUGGUGGGUCGCAAGAACCAGAGCCUGUGCGAAGGCGAACAGAGGAUUUGCCAGAGCGCCCGGCAAUUGAUGAUCUUGAAGCUCAAACAUCAACUGCUUCACGAGCAAAUAAUUCACACGCGGACGCAGGCAGCUCAUCACGAUUACGACAGACGAGCAAUGCGCUUCGGAAUGCGGUGCAGAAUCCAUUCAAGCGAAAACGAAUGAGUCCACCAGCAGAAGUCAGAGCCGCUCGCGACAAUAGUGAUACUCCUGGGAUUCCCUCUCAUUCAUACUCAAAGUGGGAUAUCAAGGGCAGACUUGGUGCUAUUGCAGCCGAACAGGGUGAAAAGUUCCGCGAGAGAAAGCAAGAAAGGGCAAAUGAUGUCGACUUGCCUUAUACUGUAAUCCCAGCACCCACUCGAGGAGCCGCAGCAUGGAGUCCACAUGUGCUCAAACACACGAAUAGCGAUAUGAGCAGCAAGGAUUCGCCGACAGGUUCACAACUGAACACUGUCCGAGAUUCGAACAGCUCGCAUCAUGUGACGUGGGCCAGUUCCACAACGGCCGGCAGUCAAGGCGAUAGCAACAUCGUCAACGAUGCUAUCAAUAGCCGGACGGAAGAUGACGCGACGCCUCGACAGGGUCCCGUCUCAGGAACAGCUCUGACCACGAGGAAUAGCUCAACAUCUGAUGAAGAAGUCGCACGGACUCAAGACGAUGACGAGCACGGAACGCCGAGACCAACCUAA